AGAUGUUUUGUCAUUUUGGGCAUGCAGAAGCACUACAGCUUUUAUUCUACUUCUCUAUGGGUGGAUGGGGUCUUGUACUGUAGAAUGCAGUGGAGAAACAAGACACUUGUACUAGUACUGGUGAAUUAGGUAUUGUAAGAAAAGAAGGCAGGUAUGUAUGGCAUGCAGUAUUGGGUAUUUAGUCUUUUGACAGAGGCAGAAAGUGGGCAGUGGGCAGUGGGCAGUGGAGGGGUCUCUUCGGUCUCCUCAGUUCACAGACAAGGAAGACAGUGAUGGGAAUAGUCCUGUUUUAUCACCUGCACUUCCAGUUUCUGAGUUUGAGUAGUGACGUAGUUGACUAACGGGCCGACAGAAUUGACUAUUAGCAGACAUAAACAUGAACAAAUCCUGAUCUAGCCCACUCUUUUUCUUUUUAAAAAAUUUUAACCCUAGAGUGCAUGUGCAUGUGCAAUUGCAAUUGCAAUUCAUAUGGUAGAGGUAGAGCCUCGUGUAUGCAGCAAAUAUAAUGCAUCGUUGAGUCUAUUUAUUAAUUGAUUAAAAAUUAGAAGAAAGUUAGAAUCCAACGGUGCAUUCAAUGUCCAGCAUAGACAAAUCGAAACCUGACCAUCCAGCCCUGCCCACCUAUUUAAACCCUUAAAACAGAAAGUCUUUCUGCAUACAAAUUAACUUACAUGCCCAAUACUGCAAGCAAAAUUGUUUAGGAUCAGGUUUAUGUGAUACGUUUUGGAGGUUCUGUUGCAUGUGCCAGACUGAAUUUAAUUUGGGAAGUUUACAUGCUCCUGCUGUUUCUGAGAUUUUUCUACUGAGAUUUCAAUCAUUUGGGUUAUGGUGUAGGUGGGGUAGUAUAUUUAUGCGCAAAGGUGUCAGGCGGCAGUAGUGGGUCGACUUUCUCAGAGUUGGGGUGUUUUUUAAAAGCAAAUAUGGUGGCAAAGACGAUAAAAUACCUGAUUGGCGCAGCAGGGCCCAGCGGCUAUGGCUCCAAAUCCACGGCUGAAGAUGUCACAGCUGCCUGCUGCCUCCGUUCUUACACUGCAAUAAUUACUGGCGCAACAUCGGGGAUUGGAGCUGAAACGGCGAGAGUAUUAGCCAAGCGAGGGGCAAGAUUGGUAAUCCCUGCCAGAAAUCUGAAAGCAGCCCAUGAUGUAAAAGCUUGCAUUCUGAAAGAGACUCCCACAGCGGAGAUCAUAGUGAUGGAACUGGAUCUCAGCUCCUUUACGUCCAUAAGAAGAUUUGCCACGAACUUCGAAUCCCUUGGCUUACCGCUCAAUAUUCUAAUAAACAACGCCGGAAAAUUUUGUCACCAGUUCCAACUAUCGGAGGACGGCUUUGAAAUGACCUUUGCCACUAAUCAUCUCGGCCACUUUCUUUUGACAAGACUGCUGCUGAACAAAAUGGUGCAGACUGCGGACGAGACAGGCGUUCAGGGAAGAAUCGUGAAUGUUUCUUCUGUCAUUCAUAGCUGGCUGGGCAAGGACGGAAUUCAGUUCGGCCAAUUAAACAAUCCAAAAAGGUACGACGCAACCCGUGUAUACGCUGAAUCUAAGCUGGCAAAUAUCCUACAUACUAAAGAACUUUCCUUGAGACUCAAGGAAAUGAAGGCAAAUGUCACAGCGAACUCUGUUCAUCCAGGAAUCGUGAGGACAAGAAUAACAAGAGAUCGUGAAGGACUUAUCACAGAUUUUGUUUUCUUCCUCGCGUCAAAGCUUUUAAAAUCAAUUCCUCAGGCAGCGUCAACAACCUGUUAUGUCGCUGUUCAUCGAGAAUUACACAACAAAUCGGGUAAAUACUUCUCAGAUUGCAACGAAGAAUGCACAUCUACCUUAGCAAAUGAUCCGAAAAAAGCCAAGGAGCUUUGGGAGACCAGCGAACAUAUGAUAUCAUCGUAACUGUAAAUUAUGAUCUGUAACCUCUACAUAAAAUAAUAAAAUCAAAAUCGAAGGUCAACGCCUUUGUUAUACUGUAAAUCUCCUUUCGUUCUGCUAAGUUAAAAGGAUCUUUGCACAGAAACAAUGGCAGCUCUAUAAUUUCAAUCAUACAAUAAAGAUUAACAAUUUUACUCCUCUGA
Molecule: messenger RNA, 2065 nt
Organism: Cryptomeria japonica (Japanese cedar)
Lineage: Eukaryota; Viridiplantae; Streptophyta; Pinopsida; Cupressales; Cupressaceae
Product: short-chain dehydrogenase TIC 32 B, chloroplastic
Exons: 8
Coding region: 921-1886 (321 amino acids)
Source: RefSeq, a predicted model, not a curated record